Molecule: messenger RNA, 1710 nt
Organism: Osmia bicornis bicornis
Lineage: Eukaryota; Metazoa; Arthropoda; Insecta; Hymenoptera; Megachilidae
Product: ribosome biogenesis protein NOP53
Biological process (GO): rRNA processing; ribosomal large subunit assembly
Cellular component (GO): nucleolus
Molecular function (GO): 5S rRNA binding
Source: RefSeq, a predicted model, not a curated record
ACCUAACGUAACCUAACCAAACUUGUUCCCCAACAGAAACAGAAACAGAAAGCCAGAAAGCCACGUUUACUGGUUAACGAAUAAAUGUUCAAUGCUGUGGUAAAGGAUAUUAUUCCAACAUUUAAAGAAUAAAAUGCCUGCGAUCAAUAGUAAAAAGCGUAAAGUGUCUAAAAAAGACAAAAGAUCAUGGCGAAAACAUGUUGAUACAAAAGAUGUUGAGAAAUUUUUGGAAGAUUCUCGGUUAGAAGAAAGGUUAGGUGGUUCUUUUUCGACACGCCAAGAUUCGGAAUUAUUUAUAAUUUCUACGGAGCCUAAAGUUCUUCCGAAAAGAACCCGUCGAGAAAUAUUGAAAUCAAAGGAGCCGCGAUGUUUUAAUUUAAAACCUCACACAGCUGUACAGGAUCCAAUAAGAAAAAGAAAUCAUGUGAGAACUAAGGAGGAGAAAAAUGCAAUUUUGGUAGAAAAGGAAGCUUUGAGAGAGGCGCAAGGAAUAUUAAAAUUAAAAGAUAAAAUAAAAUUACAGAUAGAUGUUAGCUAUGAAGGAAGAUCGAACAAGCCUAAAAGAGGAGAGUUUAAUGCUGAUGUUUGGGAAAAAUUUGAAGAAACACUUGGUAUCGAUACGGAAUGGAUGUCUCCGGAUACUGUCAGGCAUACAUUGACUCAUUUUGGUGCAAAGAAGAGGAGAAUACCAAUUUCAAUACGCAAGAAACCUUCAGCUUUGCCAGCAAUCGAAGCACCGCAUCCAGGAACAUCUUAUAAUCCUUCGUUUGAGGAUCAUCAAACUUUAUUACAUCGAGUAGCAAAGAAGGAAAUGGAAUUAAUAAAAGAGGAACAACAUUUGAAAAGAGUGACUACAGAUAUGUUUAAAAAGGUUUCAGUGGAAGAAAAAGAAAAUAACUUACUGAAAGAAAUGUUAGAAGGAUUGAAAUCGGAAGAGAAAAAUGAUGACGAUGACGAUGACGAUGACGAUGACGAUCCGAGAGUAACGUCUGUAAAUCCACCAGUUAGAAAUGAGAAAAAAACGCGUGUUCAGAGACGUAAACAAAAAGAAGAGAAAGAAUUAGCGCGUAAGAAGCAGCAGAAAAAGUUAGAAAAGAAGAAGGUUUCGGAUAUUUAUAAAUUAAGAUUAUUAAAUAAACAGUUGGCUUCUAAAGAAAGAAAGGAAAAAAUCCAAAGAGAAGAAAGAUUAAAGAAGAAAGUAUUAAAGGCACUGGGUCCUAAAACUCUUAGUAAAGUUAAAUUUGAACCGUUGGAAGCUGAUUUCAAAUUAGCAAACGAAUUAACCGGUAAUUUACGCAAUGCUGAGCCAACUACUAAUUUAUUAAAAGACAGAUUUAAGUCUCUUCAACAGAGAAAUAUUGUUGCUCCGUCUAGAAUGAAACUAAAACGGGAUAAAGCGAAAGUGAAACGAUUUGUUAAGCCAGAUCACAAGAUUGAUGUAACCAUAUACCAAACUGAAAUGACCAAGUAUUUGCGUACACUACUUACUUGACGUCUUUGGAUGUAAUAAGCCGGGAGGGAGGUUGUAGACCACGGAACCAAUUUGUAUUUCAUUCAACAAUACUAAAUACAGAUUCAUCUUCUAUGUAUUCAUCACUUUCAGACAAUUUGUAAUCAUCUUUUAACUCGAAUGGCAUAAUAUUAUCUGAAAUAUCUGUCGAUGAAUGUUCUUUCAAGUCGAUACUUUCAAUAGAUAUUUUUGUUUCUUUA